AUGGCGGGGUCCGUGGGUCGCGACCGCGCCUUGGAAGCAACCGCGGAGAGCGCUCAGCUUGUUGCGCAGCCAAACCCCGAGUAUGCGCCUCCGCGUUCCCAAGUGCAGGCUCGUCCUGCUGCGUCGGCGCCCGUGCGCCGUCUUGAGCGCGAGUUGUCUCUUCCACUGCGCGGGGCGGAUCGUCACGCGUCUCCUGAGCAAUCCCGUGCUCCCCUAGUCGUCGCGUCGAAUGCCUUGCCGGCGCGUCAGGAGCGGGGCCGGUCCCCGCCGCCUCGUGGAUAUCGACCCGCGUCCCCUGCGCGUCGCGCCCCCGAGCCGCAUGACUCUCGGCGGCGAUGGGACGAAUAUCAGCGGGAAAUUCAGCAUCGCGACCGCCGCUACCGCUCUUCUGAGAGGUCGCCGGAGAAGCGCUCACCGCGGGAGCGGUCCCCUCCGCAGCGGACGCCGCGGCCGUCGCCUCCGCGUCGGGGCCGCGGGGCUCAUGCGGGCCGUUGGGAUUCUCGCUGCCGUGAGCAGUCCCCGCCCCGUCCUCAGUCGGCUGGGUCUGGAGGGCGUCGUGGGCGGCGGAAUGGUUAUGCGCGCGGCGGGGGUAGUCGUGGCCAGGGCUCCACUGCUGACCGCGCGGGGAAUAUGGUGGCGGAUGCAGUGCGGGAGGUGGAAGCGUCGGGGGCAGCGGCUCACGUUCACGUGUCUGUGACCACUGAGCCCCCCACCGCACCUGUUGCGGUUGAAGCCGCUCCGCUGCGCGCUCCGACCUUGCGGGAGUACCUGCCAGCUGCAGCGGCGAGGGGGCCGUUCCGCGGACGCCGUCAAGCCCCAGGUUACCCUGCUCCUCAGAAUACGGUUGGCCAGACUCCGGGCCAGGUGGCGAUGUUUCUGCCGCGCGGAGUUCCGACUGCGCCUCUCCCAAGCCGCGCGGGGAGAGAUCCCACGCUGAGCAUGUGCCGGAUGUGGAAUUUGGCGGGGGCGGCUGAGGGGCUGGCGAGCCUGCAGCUGGCGGCGUGUGAGGCCAUGCGUCACACACCGAGCAGUUUUGCUCAAGGGCCCCAAGGACAGUGCGUCGCUUGGGCAGGAGAGAUUGUCCCCCUUUUAUCGCCCGUGUCGGAUGCGCCCGCCGGGGUAGCACCCUUAGCCCGUACCUUCCCCCGCCUCGCUCUUGAUCUUCACGCUGCGGCUCAGCACGGGACCCCUGUUGACACUCUUCGCUUCUCGGCGGAGCUUCUCCACUCGAUGGCGGGGUGUCUUCUCGCGAUGCUUGAGGCGGAGGGGGCUGGCCUGUCCAAUCACGUGCUGCCAUGUCGGCCGCCCGGCACAACAGUGGACAUCAAGAGGUCGUCUCACAAGAAGCUGAGCAAGUGGCUGCAUGCCAAGGCUAUUGAUGGGUUGAUAAGCGGCAAGGAGGACAAGCACCGAAAGGAGUUCAUCCUCUCCGCUGUCAACUACCGCCACCCGACCCUCAUUGCCUUCACGCCAGACAAGACAAACAAGCCCGCCCAGACCCCUGCUGCUGCAACCCAAGACACAUCCCCAGCCGCACCUGGAGCACGGACCACCACCGCCACCACCACCACAACCACCAGCAGCAGCGGUAGCGGCAGCAGCAGCAGUGGAGGGCUGACAGUAGAGGAGGUAUUCAAACCUACCCACCACGUGUCAGCCAUUUUCGAAGCCGUAGGGCUCGACCCACACGCCUACUACUCCCCCUCGGCUGCCCGCGAGGCUGCUCUCAACUACAUCUCUCUCCACUCCCUCACAAAGCCCUCCGACCCCUCUAUAGUCAUCCUCGACGCACCGCUCUGCGACGCACUGUACAAAGGCGCUAUAAAAAAGGGCGCCGCGUACCCCACGGAAUGCCACAAGCGGGACCUGGGUCCGACUAUAGUGAAGCGCAUGCAGGCGCAUCACAGGGUGGAGAGAGCUUCUAUAGGGAAAAGCAUCGUGCGCAAGGGAGGGUUAGUGCCGGUGCAGAUUCUGGUGGAGAGGCGGCAGGGCAACAAGAAGGUGACGCGCGUGUCGGGGCUGGAGGCUUAUCUGGUGGAGGCUGAGCCUCUCGCUGCUGAGCUGCAGAGGAAGUUUGCUUCGAGCACCUCAGUGGCUGAAGUGCCUGGUGGGUUUUGGGUUUAG
Messenger RNA from Closterium sp. NIES-65, 2124 nucleotides. The record is from the annotation of a GenBank genome assembly. Lineage: Eukaryota; Viridiplantae; Streptophyta; Zygnematophyceae; Desmidiales; Closteriaceae.